Messenger RNA from Adineta steineri, 630 nucleotides. The record is from the annotation of a GenBank genome assembly. NCBI's taxonomy places the organism in Eukaryota, Metazoa, Rotifera, Eurotatoria, Adinetida, Adinetidae.
AUGGCUUUGAAUUCAAUAUUAUCCUUAUCAUUUCUCAUACUUUUAUCAUUGAAAAGUACAUCUGGAUAUUAUGUUGUCGUUGAUGCUCAUACAGAUGAAUGUUUUUUCGAAAAAAUAACUGCUGGUACAAGAGUAUUAUUAACAUUUGAGGUCAUCGAGGGUGGUUUUCUUGAUAUUGAUGUGAAAAUCACAGGACCUGAUCAUAAAGAAGUUUUUCGUGGUGAUAAAGAAUCUGGUGGAAAAACAACUUUUUCAGCUCAUAUCGAUGGUACUUAUACAUUAUGUUUUAGUAAUCGAAUGUCAACAAUGACACCAAAAACAAUUAUGUUUACAAUAGAUCUUGGUGAUACACCUAAACUUGAUGUUAGUACUGAUGGUACAGGUGGAAAUGUUACAUCACAUCAUAAUAAACUUGAAGAAUUAGUUGCUGAAUUAUCAACUACAUUAAUGAAUGUUAAACAUGAACAAGAAUUUAUGGAAGUUCGAGAACGUAUUCAUCGUGCAAUUAAUGAAAAUACAAAUUCUCGUGUUGUUAUGUGGUCUUGUUUUGAAGCAUUUAUUCUUUUAGCUAUGGCAUUUGGACAAGUUUAUUAUCUUAAACGAUUCUUCGAAGUUCGAAGAGUCGUAUAA